AAGAGGGGGCAAAAAAGAGAAAAGAAGAAGAAGAAAAAGGGGAGGAGAAGAAGAAAAAGAGCAAAAGACGAGAAGGAAGCAUCGAUCGUUGGCUGGGAGGAAAAGCGGGCGGAGAGACCGGCAAGCCCCCCCGAGCGAGGAAGGCGUCCGCGGGAGAGAGAAAGAGACAGCAAACUUGCCGCUAUCUUGUCACUGGAAAAUGACACUUGAUGUAGCCAAGGGCGCCGCCGCCGCCGCCGCCGCCAAAGCCGCCUCCUCCUCCCCAGUUGAUCCCAUUGUUUCUUAAACUGCCUUCUUCAACCGGCGAUCCAAAAGAAGGGGGACUUCAGUGCCGCGGGGACCGCCACUUCGUCCCCCCCCCCGGCUUCUUCGGGAGAGCCCCGCAGGCCAAGAAGCGAGCAUUCUCCUUUUUGUAUUUUUUUUAAAAUAGAAAGGGCGAAAGGCAGAAGGAGAAAGGCCACCCCGUCACACCCGCAACACACCCUCGGAGAGAACGAGCGCCUCCGGCAGUCGAGAGCAUCAAGCCGCCCACCCGCCCACCUUGAGGGGGGGUGAUUUUUGUUUGUGGUUCUCCGUUGGAUUCCGCGUUCCCCCCCCCGCGCGCGCUUCUUCUCUUUCCGCGUUCAGUGUCUGUGUUUCAUUUGCCUUGAUACCAGCUGCCGCUGGAGAGAAGGAAAGAAUUUUAAAAGAAAGAAAGCAAGAACUCUCCGGCGAUUUUUUUUCCUCCUCUGUCAUCAACAUUACUCUUUGUUGUUGUGUUUUGUGUCGUGGUUGUCGGUUUUUGUUUUGAGGUUUUCUUUUUAAUUUUUUUUCUUUUUUUAUUUCUUUUUUUUUGCUGCCCCCACUUUGUUUUUUCAAGAAGAGCGGGUUUUGGUCGCUUUUAAUUCAUGUUUGGGAUUCAGGAAAGCAUUCAGAGGAGUGGGAGCAGCAUGAAGGAAGAGCCCCUGGGCGCGGGGAUGAACGCGGUCAGGACCUGGAUGCAGGGAGCCGGCGUUCUGGAUGCAAACACAGCCGCGCAGAGCGGGGUGGGCCUGGCCCGGGCUCAUUUCGAGAAGCAGCCGCCUUCCAACUUGAGGAAAUCCAACUUCUUCCACUUCGUGCUGGCUCUGUACGACCGGCAGGGGCAGCCGGUGGAGAUCGAGCGCACCGCCUUCGUGGGCUUCGUGGAGAAGGAGAAAGAAGCCAACAGCGAAAAGACCAACAACGGGAUCCAUUACCGGCUGCAGCUCCUCUACAGCAAUGGGAUCAGAACCGAGCAGGAUUUUUACGUCCGCUUAAUCGACUCGAUGACGAAACAAGCGAUAGUAUAUGAAGGCCAAGACAAGAACCCAGAAAUGUGCAGAGUUCUGCUCACCCAUGAAAUCAUGUGCAGCCGCUGUUGUGACAAGAAAAGCUGCGGCAACAGAAAUGAGACUCCUUCGGAUCCAGUGAUAAUUGACAGGUUCUUCUUGAAAUUUUUUCUUAAAUGUAACCAGAACUGCCUAAAAAAUGCAGGAAACCCUCGAGACAUGCGGAGAUUUCAGGUUGUGGUAUCUACAACAGUCAAUGUGGACGGCCAUGUCUUGGCAGUGUCGGAUAACAUGUUUGUACACAACAACUCCAAACAUGGGCGGCGAGCUCGAAGGCUCGAUCCUUCGGAAGGUACGCCUUCUUAUCUGGAACAUGCAGCUACACCAUGUAUCAAAGCCAUCAGUCCAAGUGAAGGAUGGACUACAGGAGGUGCCACUGUCAUCAUCAUAGGAGACAAUUUCUUUGAUGGGUUACAGGUCAUAUUCGGCACCAUGCUGGUCUGGAGUGAGCUUAUUACGCCUCAUGCAAUCAGAGUUCAGACACCGCCCCGACAUAUCCCUGGUGUGGUUGAAGUUACAUUGUCCUACAAAUCUAAGCAGUUCUGUAAGGGUACACCCGGAAGAUUCAUCUAUACGGCUCUGAAUGAACCCACCAUUGACUAUGGUUUCCAAAGGUUACAGAAAGUCAUCCCGCGACACCCUGGCGACCCUGAGCGCUUGCCAAAGGAAGUAAUACUCAAGAGAGCAGCUGAUCUGGUGGAAGCACUCUAUGGUAUGCCACAUAACAACCAGGAAAUAAUACUGAAAAGAGCGGCUGAUAUUGCAGAAGCACUCUACAGCGUCCCUCGCAAUCACAACCAACUCCCAGCACUCACCAACACAUCAGUCCAUGCAGGAAUGAUGGGCGUGAAUUCCUUUAGUGGUCAGCUAGCAGUCAAUGUCUCAGAAGCCUCACAGGGCACCAAUCAGGGUUUUACUCGCAAUUCAAGCAGUGUGUCACCUCAUGGUUAUGUGCCAAGCACUACCCCACAGCAGACAAACUACAACUCCGUCACGACCAGCAUGAAUGGCUAUGGAAAUGCUGGAAUGUCUAAUCUAGGAGGAUCGCCAACGUUCUUGAAUGGGUCUGCUGCCAACUCUCCCUAUGCCAUAGUGCCAUCAAGCCCAACCAUGGCCUCUUCCACGAGUCUCCCCUCUAACUGUAGCAGCUCCUCUGGGAUCUUCUCCUUCUCACCAGCCAACAUGGUCUCAGCGGUGAAGCAGAAGAGUGCUUUUGCCCCAGUUGUUAGACCGCAGACUUCCCCUCCCCCCACGUGUACCAGCACCAAUGGGAAUAGCCUGCAAGACCAGUCUUUUGUGGACUCUAGCAAGUACUCCACUGCAGGGUCACUCCAGGGUCUGGCCUUCUCCUGAACUAUAUCUGGUAUGAUAGUUCCCCCCAUGUGAAAGAAUUGCCUUGAAGAAGCAAACUAAUAGAGAAGUUGGAUUCUGCUUCAGAACAACGUUCGACACAAGUCCCAGCGUGGAACUUUUAACUCAGGCCUUUUUUUUAAUAAAAAAGGGGUAAAAGGAAGAAUCUCACAAUAACUGCAAAGUUUUAAACAAAGUCAAAGAAAAUCAAUGUACCGUCCUUUCAAAAUAAUACUGAAAUUCACCUGGAGCCUGCAAGUACAAGAUGUUAAUUUGAGCUGUCCAUCCUGAGGAGCAAGAUUUACAGGAUGCCAUGAAGAAAAUCCAGUUAUGUCCUUUUUUUGGUUUCAGUCUGACUCAGUUGCCAUUUUGUCUUUUACAAAUAGUAAUAGGAUGACAAGCACCAUUGCUGAGCCCCACCUUGAGAUUUUUAAAAGAAACCGUAAUGAAGGGAGGUUAAGUGGCAGCGCUUAAGAAUGAAUUUCUAUGGAACAGAUGUUAGAAGUGCCAGUUAGAGGGUUGUUAUUUUCCCUUAGAACAGUAAUGGCUGUUCCAGUUCAGGGUUGGCUCAUAUGUGUAACUUAUCCUCUGACAGUUCACUCUUCAAAUGUUUUACAUGUUAGGGAAAGGUGUGUCUGUGUGCGUGUGCAAGAACACACAGGGGCACAUAUAGAUUACUCAUUAAGACUCUGGUGUAGAAGCAGUGAGAAUUUUUUU
Pogona vitticeps (central bearded dragon) is the source of this 3416-nucleotide messenger RNA. It is a transcript of the gene EBF1, whose product is annotated as EBF transcription factor 1. Gene Ontology annotation, biological process: regulation of DNA-templated transcription. The record is from RefSeq and is a predicted model, not a curated record. NCBI's taxonomy places the organism in Eukaryota, Metazoa, Chordata, Lepidosauria, Squamata, Agamidae. Gene Ontology annotation, molecular function: DNA binding; DNA-binding transcription factor activity.